AUGCAAAGGGCAUCUCAGUCGGUGGGCACUGACCCAGGUGCCAAAGACUCAUUGGCAGAAGUGCCCAACUGGAGGACUCUGGUGAAAUCAAGAUUCCCCCUCCCAAUCGCGCUGGUGGGUUGCGCGCACCUGUCGCCGGGAGCGCCUGGACAUGCCUCGCGGCUGCGCUCCGGGGCGCUUGGAUACCUGCGGCCGUCUCACCUGCCUGCCGGGUCGGAUCUGAGCCACGACGCAACCAUGUCCCUGCCCAAAGAUCCCAAAGGAUCCUUGGAAAAGCGCAAAGUCGGAACAAAGAAGAAAAGACCACCCAUUUUAAGAAUGCCCUCGGUUAAUAAACAGUCACCUGUCCCUGCAACACCACCAAGGAACUUGGACUCCAGGACUUUUAUCACCAUUGGAGAAAAGAACUUUGAAGUUGAGGCCGAUGACUUGGUGAGCAUCUCCGAACUGGGCCGAGGUGCUUACGGCGUGGUGGAGAAAGUGCACCACGCGAAGAGCGACACGAUCAUGGCUGUGAAGGAUCACCCCUUCUUCACUCUCCAUGACACCAGUGACCCCACAGUGACCGAGAUGGCUUCCUUCGUCACGGAAAUCCUCGGGGAAGACUCUUAA
This is a messenger RNA of Protobothrops mucrosquamatus (brown spotted pit viper), 612 nucleotides long. RefSeq names its product mitogen-activated protein kinase kinase 3 (gene MAP2K3). The transcript has 7 exons. The record is from RefSeq and is a predicted model, not a curated record. Gene Ontology annotation, biological process: MAPK cascade. Bases 1 to 612 code for a protein of 203 amino acids. Gene Ontology annotation, molecular function: MAP kinase kinase activity; ATP binding. NCBI's taxonomy places the organism in Eukaryota, Metazoa, Chordata, Lepidosauria, Squamata, Viperidae.